Linum trigynum is the source of this 555-nucleotide messenger RNA. The record is from the annotation of a GenBank genome assembly. Lineage: Eukaryota; Viridiplantae; Streptophyta; Magnoliopsida; Malpighiales; Linaceae.
AUGAAUUCUUUGCUGGAGAAGGAUGAAUCUCGAGGAAAGAAAGGUAGAACUGAAGAUGGCGUGAUCCAGAUUGAUGGUGAUUUGCAGGCAGAUUGGAAUGACUUAGUUUGGAAAGGCCGUACCAGAUUUUCUUACUUACAAUUCGACAAGAAGGGUGAAACAAAGUUUACACUUCCAACACUUCUCAAGUACACUAGAGAGGAAGUGAACCUUGCCCACUACAUAUUUGCCAAGGAUCUUCCACAAAAGGAAGUCAUGGUUGAAACCAUGAUGCAAUCCUAUACACGAAAGGUGUUGUGGUCCCUCUGCCCUAAGUCUAAUGUCGAUGAUGAUGUAAUUACAGCCAUGGCUUGCCAAUUGAGCCUGGAGGAAGUUUGGAGGGAUGUUGGAGAUGGAAGAGUAGUCUGUUAUCUGCCUGCUGAACUACAAGAAAUGGUAAUUAACUAUGGCAUGACAUCAAAAAAAAGCUCUAGAGUGUUACGGUGCAAAGUUCUUGGCAAGAGCUCACACGUGCAGAAAUGUUUCUUCUUAACAAUUCCUUUCUUGUUUCAUUGA